This is a messenger RNA of Oppiella nova, 426 nucleotides long. Lineage: Eukaryota; Metazoa; Arthropoda; Arachnida; Sarcoptiformes; Oppiidae. The record is from the annotation of a GenBank genome assembly.
UGUUCGGAAGGGAAUGGAGACACGAAUGGGAACGGAGGGGAAGGGGUUGAGGGUUCGGCGGACGCGUCGGACACAUCAUCCUCGUUGAGUACACGACUACUUCGGUGGCGUAUAUUACGGCAGAAAAGGCACGAAAAGUUGCGUAAAUUCAGGACCAACUUCGACAUCGUGGAGAUGCCGGAGCACAUGCAAACUGACGCCAUUGAGUUCGCCAGCGAAGGGCUGGCCAAGUAUGGCGACGACUACGACGAGGCGGCCGACCAUAUGUGCCGUAUGAUCGAGAAGAAGUACCGCGAGGUUUGGUCGUGUAUUAUCGGACAGAACUUUGGCUAUUCCAUAGAGGAGCCUGAGCCAGGCAAGUUCAUGCUCUUCUACAUCGGCAAUGUCAACAGGAUCAGGGUCAUGGCAUUUAUCUCCAAGAAUUAG